Messenger RNA from Brachypodium distachyon (stiff brome), 905 nucleotides. RefSeq names its product phytosulfokines 2. The record is from RefSeq and is a predicted model, not a curated record. Bases 186 to 593 code for a protein of 135 amino acids. Gene Ontology annotation, biological process: cell population proliferation. Gene Ontology annotation, cellular component: extracellular region. Gene Ontology annotation, molecular function: growth factor activity. The transcript is spliced from 2 exons. Lineage: Eukaryota; Viridiplantae; Streptophyta; Magnoliopsida; Poales; Poaceae.
GCUCCACACCACGAACACACCACAAUCAGUCCGCCAGCUCCCGAAGCCACUCUGAUAAGCGUCCAAGUGCUUACUGCUUACCACAACCCGGAAAAAUAACUCUUCCUCUUCUCUUCUCUUGGGACAACGCUGCAGGGCGUGCAGUACGCGUGUGUACGUGCGUAGUUCAAGCUCCAAGAGAGUCCAUGGCAACGCCUCGGCGCCGUGGUGUCUCCUCCCCGGCGGCGGCUGCUGCUCUUGCCCUGCUUCUCCUCCUCGUGUCAUCUUCCUCCCACCGCCCGGCGCACGCCGCUCGCCCACUGCAUCCCAGCGCAGUCACUACUCCUGGUCCUCGCCAAGUAGUGAUCGAAGUGAAGGAGGAAGCAGUGGCUGCAGAAGAUGGCAUGGUGCUCCAGCGGGUUCAGGAGGAAGCUGCCAAUAAUGGCGUCGAUAAGCCCGCCGUUUUCUCCGAGGCGACGGCGCUAGCGGCGGCAGAGGAUCAGGAAGAUCAGGAGGCUGCCGCUUGCGAGGAGGACGAUGAGUGCAUGCAGAGGAGGCUGCUCCAUGACGCGCACCUCGACUACAUCUACACGCAGCACAAGGGCAAGCCAUGAGCUCGCCCAUCCUUUCGUUCACCGGAGCCCGGAAACAAGUUAAUUAGUUAAUUGACGAAUGCAUUGAUGCAGAGGACACUGCUGAGUUGACACCAGGAAUCAUUCGAGACGACCAUCUAUCACGGUGGUUCCUCCCAUCAAUCAUCGCAUAUAUCUUAUCUAGCCAGCUACCUGCUGCUUUGGCUAUAUCCGCCUAGGCUACGUAUAUUUGCGUGUGUUCCGUACAAUCAUCAUCAUCAUCGGUAUGUAAUUAGUAGUACAUCUCUAAUACUAGUCUAUCUAAUCAAUGGCAAUAUACUUCUCUUGCUCGAA